This is a messenger RNA of Suillus fuscotomentosus, 2760 nucleotides long. RefSeq lists its product as uncharacterized. The coding region runs from base 320 to 2608 and encodes 762 amino acids. The transcript is spliced from 12 exons. The record is from RefSeq and is a predicted model, not a curated record. NCBI's taxonomy places the organism in Eukaryota, Fungi, Basidiomycota, Agaricomycetes, Boletales, Suillaceae.
AAACAUCAAAUGGAGACGGCAUUAUCAAGACUGUAUGCACAAGUUAUUUGGAUAGGUCAGCAUUUUCCUUUGCAUACCCCGAGACAAGGAUAGUGUCAAUGUUAUUUAACAGCUGGGGAGUUGGGUGAUUCUGGCGGGGGGUUUCAACGGGCCCAAGCCGAAGCAGAGGUGGUGCAGUUUGUAUCGGAGAUGCGUCUGGAAGUAUGACACCGUCCAGAACUUCAUCGCCUUACUCGCUUCCUGCUGUCUUCUUGCGCUCGUUAUUCGUAUUACUGCAAGAGGGACAGCGCCAAGUAUAAAGACGUCUGUCCUGUCUUUCAUGUGGUUGGCAAAACAUUCACAGGAUCUUACGACCCAAUUCGCCAGAAUUUCGCAUCCUGAUAACCAGGUGCUCCGCAGGGCCGGGAUGUUUCGAGUUGGAGUUCAAGAUACUAGUCAGAUUUUUGCAAUCGAUGACCCCCCAGAUAUAGCAGGUUUGGACAUUAAACCAGGCGCAUCUAAACGAAUAUGGCAUGGAAUUUGCGGUUGUGCGAGCACUUCCUGGCACCGAGUGAGGUCGCUGAUAGUUUUCUCCUUCAAGUACAAAGUCUUGGAGAGCCACGAAGAGACGAAAACACGCCACCCCAAUAACUCCAUACAAUAUUGCCUUUGCAUGAUCUUCCACGCCCUCUUUGUUGUCCUAAAUGCUUUCCUCUUUUUUGCAACCGACCACUACAAUAAACAAGACAUGGUGCUCUCAGUCGCGUCUCAUAUUCAGAUGUGGAAGUUUGGCAUUCGUCAGUUGAUACAGGCAUACUACACUUUGUCGAUCGCCGCCCUAAUUUACUUGGCUCAAACUGUCACCCUUGCCCAUGAUUUAGUACGCUUCCAGCCCCUCUCUUCAUUACAUGACAUCAGGGAUUCCUGGCACAACUGGUUUGUGGCUGGGCUGCGCUUCAUGGGCCAGUUUUCAUAUCCUGGUUUUACAUCUCCCACGAGGAUCUUUUGCGUGUUUUGCUACCUCUUUUCCCUCUCAACCAUCUCUCUCCUGCGACCAUACAUCGUUUCGCCUGAAACUUACACUGUCAUCGCCACCGGAUUAUCAUCUACACAACUCGCGUGGCCAGAUCCGGCAACAAACAUUAGCACUCUGGAUUGGAAUAUGAUAACUUCGGCUGCCUUGCCUUCAAGUCAGAUCAAGGGGGUGAUGACCACGGGACUGGCAAGCGGCUUAUUGUACGAUGAAUUCUCUCCAAAUCCUGGAUUUGGUGAUGCGGUUGUAAAUGCAACGCUCAUAGAUGCCGACUGCUCCUUGUUGCCAAGUUCGUUUUGGUCCAAUUCUGAUGGCUCUCCUCAACUCGAAGACACUAUCAGCGUGAUUCCUUGGUCAGAUCAGAUUUUGCACGUUGUAUCUGCUGAGAACUAUCUCACUUUUCUUGUUACGACGGCAAUGGCUGAAAGUGGUGCGGUGCUAGAGAACGCUUCCGUGUCUAUGCCAUGGAUAACGUAUGACAGCAAUGGGUAUGAAGUAUCCAGUACGCAAGUAGUAGGAUACAUGGUUGCAUGUCACAUGUCUCUCGAGAAGCAUGUGGCUACCGUCGACGUUCAAUCCAAUUUACUUCUUGAUACUACGUAUAAUUCGGUAUUCUCUGACAAUGGAUGGACAAUCUUCCCAGGGAAUUCUCCCGGUACAGACCAAGCCUUAGAUUGGAUCAAAGCACCUUUCUUCGCAAAGCCAUAUGAAGGAACACCGGUGGAAGCGAUAUACUGGAACAACAGCAUUUUACCUGGGCCAUGUGUAGGCAGUAGCAAUGGUAGUAUGUGUGGAUAUACACCAGAAAGGCUGCUUAUGGGGUUUCUGAAUAUGACCCAGAAGCAGAUAAACCCUACAACAUUUAACAGUAGCACGCCCACCUUCACUUUGUCUCCACUCGAGCUGGAAAACGCUUUGUCCCAGUACUUUGGGGUGAUGAUCUGGACAGCUGCACAGCUUGGUGGGCGUCAAGGAGGGUUUGAUAGGGCAGCCGGACAGGCUGAAAUCAACCAAAAUGUAAAAACGAUAAGGGUCCAUUUUUCUCGAAUACCAUUGCUGGUGGCGCUCGUAGCCUCCUGCAUUGCUUUUGUUUUGAUCUUCGCGUUGGCUGGAGUUUUUCCCAGUGACGAAAGUUUUGUCGGAGGCUUCGGGGUUCUGCAUAUGAUCUGGCUCACGACCCGCCUACCAAAAACUGCCAAAGUCUUUGGCUCGAUUCCGCACAAAACAUAUCUGGAUCUACAUGACCUUCGUCGCAUUGGAAAGUGCAUUAGGGUUCAACUGGCAGACGGUGCCGUAGAGGAUAUCGACGGAGACAAACUUGAAAAGUCUGGAAUGCUUAAUGAACCUAGUGGGGACGAUCAACUUUGUGACCUUGAGAGAGGGGAAGAAGGCAAUGAUGACCGUCAAGUCGAAGCCACAGAGAAUAUCGAUGACGGCAGGAUUGAAGAUUGUGGUAACGACCAAGUCUGUGAUCUUGAGAGAGGAGAUGGAGGUAUUGACGAGUCAAUGCCGCUAAUACAAUCAAGUGUUCGACUGGACGAGGUCACAGAGGAUGUCGACGAACUUGAAGAUAGGCUGAAGGAGUGCUCAAAAUGAGCAGAAUGAGUGACGACUCCAUCAUAUGUAUUACCUCAGAUCCGCUUAUUCGAUACGACCAUGGCCCUACGGGCACCCCUGGACCUGAUUUUCUCAUACGCUUUUUCUCAUGACGGUUUAUCCAUGUACAAGUCUGUCAUACUAGUCUCGGC